Messenger RNA from Loxodonta africana (African savanna elephant), 6625 nucleotides. RefSeq names its product zinc finger protein 608 (gene ZNF608). Gene Ontology annotation, cellular component: nucleus. The transcript is spliced from 8 exons. Lineage: Eukaryota; Metazoa; Chordata; Mammalia; Proboscidea; Elephantidae. The record is from RefSeq and is a predicted model, not a curated record. Gene Ontology annotation, biological process: regulation of transcription by RNA polymerase II. Bases 2087 to 6625 code for a protein of 1512 amino acids.
GGCUUGAGCGACCGCGAAUUUUUUUCCCCUCCGGGACUAUGCUAGGAACUCGGUUCCUUUUUUUUAUAACAACAUAAGACAGGAAAACAUCACAUCCUUUAGGGUUAGAAAACUGAACCAAUUUAAACGCCGUUAUUCUCCCCACCCCAACGACCCCCGCCCCGAGCGAAUGCUGUUAUAACUGGUUUAUCACUGCUCCCCUCCCCCUCCACACCUUUCUUUUUCUCCUCUUACCCAGCUUCUCAUACCACCCUUUCUUCCUUUUCCUCCUCCUCCCGUCCUCCUUCCCCCUCCUUUUCUCUUAAGUUAGUUCAAGAAAUCAAAUCUGUCUGGACGGGCGGAAAAAUGCCACUUCCCGACUAGCAGGCGGAAUCCAGCCCAGAUUUUCAGUCCUUUCUGCUUCUUCUUUCUUCCCUUUCACUAAUUUAUCCCGAUGUUAGCACAUUCUGUCUUGUUACUAGCGGACGCCUGUAGGUUUGCUACAUGGGAUCAUUACUUACUGAUCACGGUGACUCUGAAGUCUGGAACUGAAGGCGGAAUGAGAAGUUGGGAAAACUUUUUUCUCUAAGCUCUCUCUCUUUUUUAAAACUAUUAUUCUCGAUGCUUGUUAAGAGGAAAAAAAGCCCUUGGUGCUUCUGUUGUGAAUGUGAAACAUUAUCUUCCAGCUGUACAGUGACACAUUUUUUUAAGGAGAAAAGGACUCCUGAUCUGUUUGCCAAAAGGGGGGUGGGGAGGUGGAAUAAUGUUAUCGAGUGAUUAUUCUGGCUGAGAUGUGUUAUUUGGUUUCUUCCUUCUUGAUCAUUUGGUGUUUAAGUAAAAUGAGGCACAGGCUUGUUUGCCGAGUGGAGUGGGAAAGGCAUUUUGAUUUGCUGGCCUAAUUAAAAUAUGAUAAAGGAUUAAAGGUAAGCGAUGUCUGUGUGUGUGCGUAUGUAUAUUUAUUAUUAUUUUUUUCUUGACAAUCAACUGUUAAAAGGGGGCUGAUCCCUUUAAAAACCGUUUUAACUGAUCUUUGUCAAACACACGCUCAUUUGCGGUCAUUGAGGCCACCUUGGCGCAGAUCACUUAAAGUGUAUGUCUUAAUCAGUUUCCUGUACAGUCAGCACCAUAUUUAACAGACUGAGCAAUUCUGUGACCUAGGAAUAUGGUAGAAUUGUUUAGAUGUAUUUUUUUUUUCUCUCAAAAGGCAGAUGUUUAACCUUUUAUUUAACACUGUCUUUUCCACAGAGAAAUGCUCUUAAAGACGUGUGUGUAUUUCAAAAUCUUUGUAAACUGUAUGGGGAAAAGAGGAUGGGAGGGAGUUGUGUGUAUGUGGUGGGGGUAUACUGGUCGUUUUUUCUGUUCCUUACUGGGAACAAAAACCAGAUUGCCCAGACAAUUUGUAAGAAGUAAUAAAAUUAGAAAUAAGGAAAAUUUAGGCAGCGGCAUUUUCAAAACUAGCCUUAGAGAACUUCCAUGGUCUGGUCUUUUAAAUGGCAAGAUCUAGGAGAUGUUUAGGGAUGUUUAAAACCGUGUUCCUCACUGUCUUCUAAGUAUUCAGGCUGUGUUUCUGGGGUUGAGAUAUCACAUGUGCUAGAUAAAAAUCCUAAACUCUUUUUUUUUAAACCUCUUUGAACUUGAAUCAGGUCCUUAGACAGUUUAAUGCUUUUUAAAAAGUGAUUCUCUUUGUGUUGUUGAUAAAGGGAUUUUCUUUUUAGCUACUGUAAGAUGCUUACUGCCAUGGGUAUGUUUUUGGGGUUUGGUUAUUUUCCUUUAAACCUGAUAUUGGACUGUGGAGACAAUACAUGAGCCACUUUACUCCUCAUCCUUCCCUGUACCCCUUACUGACUCCCCAGUAUUAAUCGUUUUUUAUUCUGGUAACACCCAGACAAGAAAUAUUCGACUUUUCCCCCCUUCACAGGAAAAGGUGGACCUGGACUGAAGGGUGUAAAAUCCCUGGACACAUUCCUGGGGCAGGAAAAAGAAGAGGAAGAUUAGAAGAUUCUUUUUUUUUUUUUUCUUUAAGAGAGCCCAGCGGAGCUAAACGAAUGUCCCCUCAUCUCCAAAGGAAAGUUCAUCGGAUUUUUAUUCUAGAGAGCUCAUCUUCAGGAUGUCAGUGAACAUUUCUACUGCAGGAAAAGGUGUGGAUCCAAAUACGGUUGAUACUUAUGACAGUGGCGAUGAUUGGGAAAUCGGGGUUGGAAAUUUAAUAAUUGAUUUGGACGCUGAUUUGGAGAAGGACAGACAGAAAUUUGAGAUGAAUAAUUCCACCAACACCACUAGCAGCAGCAACUCUAAGGAUUGUGGAGGUCUGGCCUCCAGUGGGGCAGGUACUACCACAGCCUUAGCUGAUGGCCUAAAAUUUGCUUCUGUUCAGCCCUCUGCUCCCCAGGGGAAUUCACACAAAGAGACCAGCAAAUCAAAAGUGAAAAGGAGUAAAACUUCUAAGGAUGCUAAUAAAUCUCUGCCUUCUGCUGCCUUGUAUGGGAUUCCCGAGAUCAGCAGCACUGGCAAGAGGCAGGAAGUCCAAGGGCGCCCUGGAGAGGCAACUGGCAUGAAUUCAGCACUGGGUCAAAGUGUGAGCAGUGGCGGCGGCGGCAACCCAAACAGCAAUAGUACCAGCACCGGCACCUCCGCUGUCACCGCGGGGGCAGCCUCCUGUGGGAAAAGCAAAGAGGAGAAGCCAGGUAAAAGCCAGAGCAGCCGAGGAGCCAAACGGGAUAAGGAUGCGGGGAAAUCCAGGAAGGACAAGCACGACCUGCUUCAGGGCCACCAGAAUGGCAGUGGCGGCCAGGCCCCCUCCGGGGGGCACCUCUAUGGCUUUGGGGCCAAGAGCAAUGGAGGUGGCACGAGCCCCUUCCACUGCGGGGGCACUGGGAGUGGCAGCGUCGGCGCUGCAGGGGAAGUUAGCAAAAGUUCCCCGGAUUCAGGGCUCAUGGGAAACUCUAUGUUGGUAAAGAAGGAAGAGGAGGAGGAAGAGAGCCACAGGCGAAUCAAGAAACUGAAAACUGAGAAGGUUGACCCCCUGUUUACAGUGCCGGCGCCGCCACCACCGAUUUCCAGCAGUCUCACGCCUCAGAUUCUGCCCUCCUACUUUUCCCCAUCUUCAUCCAAUAUUGCAGCACCGGUUGAACAGCUUUUGGUUCGGACUCGUUCUGUGGGUGUCAAUACGUGUGAAGUCGGAGUAGUGACAGAGCCAGAGUGUCUUGGGCCCUGUGAACCUGGGACCAGUGUGAAUUUGGAAGGGAUCGUGUGGCAUGAAACAGAAGAAGGUGUCCUAGUGGUCAAUGUUACAUGGAGGAAUAAAACUUACGUGGGGACCCUGCUGGACUGCACCAAGCACGACUGGGCCCCUCCCAGGUUUUGUGAGUCACCGACAAGCGACCUGGAGAUGAGAGGGGGCCGGGGCAGAGGCAAGCGAGCACGGUCCGCUGCAGCUGCCCCGGGCUCGGAGGCCAGCUUCACAGAGUCCAGGGGGCUGCAGAACAAGAACAGAGGGGGCGCCAAUGGGAAAGGGAGGCGGGGCAGUCUCAACGCCAGUGGCCGAAGGACCCCCCCAAAUUGUGCUGCCGAGGACAUCAAAGCCAGCCCCUCUUCCACCAACAAAAGGAAAAACAAGCCUCCGAUGGAGCUGGACCUGAACUCCAGCUCUGAGGACAGCAAACCUGGGAAGCGUGUCCGCACAAAUUCUCGAAGCACUCCCACCACCCCUCAAGGAAAACCAGAGACUACUUUUUUGGACCAAGGCUGCUCUUCUCCAGUGUUAAUUGAUUGUCCCCACCCAAACUGCAACAAAAAGUACAAGCACAUUAACGGCCUGAGGUACCACCAGGCUCACGCACACUUAGACCCAGAAAACAAGCUGGAGUUCGAGCCUGACAGUGAGGACAAGAUCUCAGACUGCGAGGAAGCAUUGAGUAACGUGGCCCUCGAAUGCAGCGAGGCAAGCACAAGUGUAUCGACUUAUGACCAGGUGAAGACACCAGCAUCCCCUGGCUCUGGGAACCCCCCUGGGACUCCAAAAGGAAAGAGAGAGCUUAUGAGCAAUGGCCUGGGUUCUAUUGUCAGCUCUAAAGCUGGGAAGAAUUCUGGCAAAAAGAAGGGCCUGAACAGUGAACUGAACAACCUUCCGGUAAUCUCCAAUAUGGCGGCUACUUUGGACAGUUGCUCUACAGCAGAUGGCAAUUUGGUUGCUGAAAUGCCCAAACUGGAGGCAGAAGGAUUAAUUGACAAGAAAAACUUGGGAGAAAAAGAAAAGGGCAAAAAAGCAAACAACUGCAAAAUGGACAAAAAUCUUUCUAAACUUAAAGCUGCCCGGCCUAUUGCCCCUGCUCCAGCCCCCACGCCCCCACAGUUAAUUGCGAUACCUACUGCAGCCUUUACAACCACCACCACGGGGACAAUACCCGGCCUGCCCUCCCUCACGACGACUGUUGUUCAGGCGACACCAAAGAGUCCUCCAUUGAAACCCAUUCAGCCAAAGCCCACAAUUAUGGGAGAGCCCAUCACUGUAAACCCAGCUCUUGUGUCACUCAAAGACAAAAAGAAAAAGGAGAAGCGAAAGCUAAAGGACAAAGAAGGGAAAGAGACGGCAAGCCCAAAAAUGGAUGCUAAGCUGGGGAAGCUAGAGGACUCCAAGGGGACUGGGAAAGAUUUGUCUGGACAUUUUUUAAAGGACCAUCUCAACAAGAAUGAAGGGCUGGCUAAUGGACUGUCAGAGUCUCAAGAGAGCCGAAUGGCUAGUAUCAAAGCUGAAGCUGAUAAGGUUUACACUUUCACAGACAAUGCCCCCAGCCCUUCAAUAGGGAGCGCCUCAAGAAUGGAAUGCAGCACUUUGGUGAAUGGGCAGGCGCCAAUGGCCCCACUGCAUGUGUUGACACAAAAUGGGACAGAGAGUUCAGUGGCAAAGACGAGCAGCCCUGCCUAUUCGGAUAUAUCUGAUGCCGUGGAUGAUGGUGGUUCUGACAGCAGGUCGGAGGGCAUGAGGUCAAAGGCCAGUUCUCCAGCAGAUAUUAUUUCUAGUAAGGAUGGUGUUGUUAUCAAAGGGCAUUCUUCAACUACAGCCCAGUCAUCUCAAAUGAAAGAGUCCCAUUCUCCCUAUUACCAUGGGUAUGAUCCUUAUUAUUCUCCAAGUUACAUGCACCCUGGACAGGUCGGCGCCCCUGCAGCUGGCAACAGCGGGAGUACACAGGGAAUGAAGAUCAAGAAGGAGUCUGAGGAAGAUGCUGAGAAGAAAGACAGGGCAGAGCAGUUAGAGUCUAAGAAAGUGGACCAUAAUUCUGCCUCCUUACAGCCUCAGCACCAGUCAGUGAUCACACAAAGACACCCUGCCCUGGCUCAGUCCCUGUAUUACGGCCAGUAUGCCUAUGGGCUCUAUAUGGACCAGAAGUCCCUGAUGGCCACCAGCCCUGCCUACAGACAGCAGUAUGAGAAGUACUAUGAGGACCAGAGGCUGGCAGAGCAGAAAAUGGCCCAGGCUGGGAGAGGAGACUGUGAAAGGAAAAGUGAUCUCCCUUUGAAGGAGCUGGGCAAGGAGGACAGUAAGCAGAAAAACAUGCCAUCGGCCACAAUCUCAAAAGCUCCCUCUACUCCGGAGCCUAACAAAAACCAUUCUAAACUAGGGCCAUCAGUGCCUAAUAAAACUGAGGAGACAGGUAAAUCGCAGCUUCUCUCCAAUCACCAGCAGCAGCUUCAGGCCGACAGCUUCAAAGCUAAGCAGAUGGAAAACCACCAGCUUAUUAAGGAGGCUGUAGAAAUGAAAUCUGUCAUGGACUCUAUGAAGCAGACAGGUGUAGACCCAACCUCGAGAUUUAAACAAGAUCCAGAUUCAAGGACAUGGCAUCAUUAUGUAUACCAGCCCAAAUACCUGGAUCAGCAAAAGUCAGAAGAACUUGAUAGAGAGAAAAAAUUAAAAGAGGAUAGCCCCAGGAAAACUCCUAAUAAAGAGAGUGGUGUGUCCAGCCUUCCUGUAUCAUUAACAAGCAUCAAAGAGGAGCCUAAAGAGGCCAAGCGUCCCGAUUCUCAGUCAAUGGAAGAGAAUAAGCUGAAAAACGAUGACCGGAAGACGCCUGUGAACUGGAAGGACUCUCGGGGAACAAGGGUGGCUGUCUCCUCACCCAUGAGUCAGCAUCAGUCAUACAUACAGUACUUGCAUGCUUAUCCUUACCCACAGAUGUAUGACCCCAGCCACCCUGCAUACCGCGCUGUCUCUCCCGUGCUAAUGCACAGCUACCCUGGAGCCUAUCUCUCUCCAGGAUUUCAUUAUCCUGUUUAUGGGAAGAUGUCAGGGAGAGAAGAGGCAGAGAAAGUCAAUACCAGCCCUAGCAUCAGCACGAAAACCACCACUGAAUCGAAAGCACUGGAUUUGCUCCAGCAGCACGCCAACCAGUACCGCAGCAAGUCUCCUGCCCCUGUGGAAAAGGGUACCACCGAGCGGGAACGGGAAGCAGAAAGGGAAAGGGAUCGCCAUUCCCCCUUCGGCCAGCGGCACCUGCAUACACAUCACCACACCCACGUUGGCAUGGGCUACCCACUCAUCCCUGGUCAAUAUGACCCUUUUCAAGGCUUGACCUCUGCUGCCCUAGUUGCCUCUCAGCAGGUGGCUGCCCAGGCAUCUGCAUCAGGAAUGUUUCCUGCACAAAGAAGGUAA